AUGGAGCUGAAGGUCUGGGUCGAGGGAAUACAAAGGAUUGUUUGUGGGGUUACUGAGACCACAACCUGCCAGGAUGUAGUUUUUGCAUUAGCUCAUGCCACUGGCAAAGUGGGCAGAUUCACUCUGAUAGAGCGGUGGCGGAAUAAUGAGCGGCUACUGGCGCCACAGGAAUAUCCCCUGAAGAUCCUAAUGAAAUGGGGAGAGUACUCCAAUGAUAUUCAGUUUAUAUUAAGACGGUCAGACUCUGGCAACAACCAGAAACAACAACCUACCAAUAGUUCCAGGUCUCCUAUAGGAAAUGGGGGCCAUACUGCAUCAAAUCCUAACAUGCUUGACAGCCAGAACUCACCAAAUAGGAUGUCAACAACACCUACUUAUAGCAAUAGUAAUCCAAAUAAUACAUCACCUGGCAACCCUGUUGGAGUAGUCAAGGGAGUGCAGCAAGCCAAAACACCUGAGUCUGACAGCCCUGUGCUGAAAGAUGUACCGCCAUACAGAGAACCACCACCGCCAUAUCGUUCGCCGCCCCCACCGAAUCAAGCAGUCAGGAAGUCUCCGAACCGCAUGCGUCCGAACAGGCCACAGCACAUGUCUCCCGUGAACUUGCCAGAAGAGAGUCAGGAAAACAGGAGUCCCGAGGCAGUCAGCUAUAAUAAUCAGUAUAGGGAGCUGGUUUCUCUAGUUAAUUAUCAAAGGGAGAAGCUUUCGAGUCAACAAGUGGAUCUUAUCAAGUACGACGCAGAGAUCGGCUUCUGGGAAAACAAAGGUCGGGAGCAGGAAAGACAGGUGGAAUUAUUACAGCAACAAAUUAGUUCAGCGGAUAACCAACUACGGAUCAGUACUGAACAGGCACAAGCACUGAACUACGUAGAAGAAGAAAGUGAAAUAGUGAAACAAAAUGAGAAGACGAUAAAGUCUGAGAUUGUACUGGUGCGUUCGAAGCUUGCCAACUGUGAGACGGAACUGUUGCAAUGUAAGAACAAGAUUAGGAAGCUCAUGGAGGAGAUACAUAAUGAGCAGAGGAUUAUCAACAGUCGCCAUCAGGAUAAUAGGCAGUCGCUGGAGCGAUCAAUGCUCGCUGAAAUGGAGAGUUUACAAAGUCAGAUACAGCAGGCCAAACACGCGACUGAAAUCAACAAUCUCACCGCUGAGAAUUUGAAGAGAGAGGUUGGAGUUCUAGAAAAUGCCAUAAUGGAGAAGAAGCGCCAAGUGGAGCGGCUGGUGCAAGAGAUGAAGGAAGCCAACUUGCAGAGCCUGACCGGCAGCGUGGACGAGCUGCGCCAUCCGUUGGACGGGCUAUGCAAGGCAGGUAGCGCUCGUAGGAUCAUCGGGUCUCCGAGACAGCUAGAGAAUGCGGCGCCCACCAAUAAGAACCCCCACGGCGUAUGGGUAUAA
Messenger RNA from Spodoptera littoralis (African cotton leafworm), 1395 nucleotides. Lineage: Eukaryota; Metazoa; Arthropoda; Insecta; Lepidoptera; Noctuidae. The record is from the annotation of a GenBank genome assembly.